AUGUACUCCCUCACUGUUCUCACUGCCAUCGUUGCGGCCCUCUCUGGUGCUAAUGCCAUUCCCCUGAGCUGCGACACCACCCCCAUCACCCCCCUCGACCCCUCCUGCACCGUCCACGAGAUCCCUGGCACAGCCAUCUGCGGUGCUAAGGGCAACAAGGGCAACAAGAACCUUGGUUGGUACACUGGCAACAAGCUCUGGUCCAACGUCGACGCCUGUAUCAAGGCCUGCGUCGCAGAUCACCCCAAGUGCAAGUCCAUUAGCUGGGACCCUAAGCAGAAGAUCUGUGGCAUGUACACCCACACCGUCGAGUCCUUCAAGCUCGAGGGAGUUUCGGAUGUUACCUACUACGACACGGCCUGUGGCUUUGCCGAGUCUGUCGACGCCGUCUGCGGCCGCACCGGCGUUGUCGGCGCUGAUGAUCUGCAGCCUUACGGAAACAAGGUCGUUGAGGACGACGACACUUGUCUUGCCUUCUGCAAGAGCGACAGCAACUGCAAGGCUGUCCGGUUCAACACUAACGGAAAGCGGUGCUACAAGUAUGCCCAGCCCGUCAAUGCUAUUGGUGUCAAGUUCAAGCCGGACGUCCGCAACGUCUUUUACGACAUCCGUUGCGUCGAGUGUCCCACCGUUGUUGUGGAGUAUUAG
Messenger RNA from Fusarium keratoplasticum, 648 nucleotides. Its product is annotated as Apple domain-containing protein. The transcript has a single exon. Lineage: Eukaryota; Fungi; Ascomycota; Sordariomycetes; Hypocreales; Nectriaceae. The record is from RefSeq and is a predicted model, not a curated record. The coding region runs from base 1 to 648 and encodes 215 amino acids.